AUGCUCUUCACCGACGCCACAAUCAUCACCGUCAACGAGAAACGGGAGAUCCUCCUUGACGGUGCCAUACUUGUUCAAAACAACAUUAUUGCUGACAUUGGCAACUCAGAUGUGAUGAAGGGUCUUUAUCCCACUGUUCAGCAGAAGUCUCUUUCCGGACACAUCAUCAUUCCUGGUCUCGUUUCAACCCAUAUGCACACGGCCCAGACACUGAUUCGAGGUGCAGCCGAUGACCUUGAACUUGUCUCCUGGCUUUGCGAGCGUAUUUGGGUAUUCCAAGGCAAUUACACAGAGGAAGAUGCCAGAGCAUCUGUAGAAAUCAGUAUCGCGGAGAUGCUGAAGACUGGGACCACUUGUUUUCUCGAAAGCAUGUUUGCCGAUAGGUAUAAUUUCAAUAAUCUCUGCGAUGUUGUUGAGAAGUCUGGCAUUCGAGGGUGCCUUGGCAAGAUUGUAAUGGACAUUGCACGUUAUGCAAAUAACUCCCAAUGGUCGAUGCACCCCGGCAUGAUCGAAACCAAGGAACAAUCCCUCGGAGGAGCCAUAAAGAUGUGGGAGAAGUGGAACGGCGCAGCCAAUGACAGAAUUCGGGUGUGGUUUGCCCCACGACCUCCUGGCGGGUAA
Phaeoacremonium minimum UCRPA7 is the source of this 621-nucleotide messenger RNA. RefSeq names its product putative amidohydrolase protein. NCBI's taxonomy places the organism in Eukaryota, Fungi, Ascomycota, Sordariomycetes, Togniniales, Togniniaceae. The transcript is spliced from 2 exons. The record is from RefSeq and is a predicted model, not a curated record. The coding region runs from base 1 to 621 and encodes 206 amino acids. Gene Ontology annotation, molecular function: hydrolase activity, acting on carbon-nitrogen (but not peptide) bonds.